AUGGAAGACUGGAAGAACAUUGCCUGGUCUGAAACUGCAGCUAUUUUUCUUUUUUGCCUUAUUUAUAUUGUGACCAUACUAAGCAACGUUAUCAUUAUAACAUUGAUCUGCCAGAGCCCCAAACUCCACAGUCCAAUGUACUUUUUAAUUGGUAAUUUAUCUUUUAUGGAAAUAUGGUAUACAUCGGUAACAGUCCCUAGAAUUUUAGCAGAUAUCUUAUCUGAAAAGAAGACAAUAUCUGUUGCCUACUGUAUUGCUCAGUGCUACUUCUUUUUUGUUCUUCGAGCAAUUGAAAACUACCUUUUAGGAGUCUUGGCCUAUGAUCGUUAUCAAGCAAUUUGCAAUCCACUAAGAUACACAGCAAAAAUGAACGUCAAAAUCUGUUAUAAACUGGUUUUUGGAUCCUGGAUAUCUAGUUUCCUUGGCUCCCUGAUACCCAUAUAUUUUCUCAGCAAGCUAACUCUUUGUGGUAGUAAUAAUACAAUUAACCAUUUCUUCUGUGACAUAUCUCCAUUGCUAAAUCUUUCAUGCACAAACGCAUCUGCCAUAAAAUUGUACUUCUUUACCCUCACAUGGCUAAUUAUAUCCAUUUGCCUCUUUUUUAUAAUUGUAUCAUAUUUACAGAUCAUUUUGACCAUAAUAAAAAUAUCGUCCUCAUCUGGGAGACAAAAAGCAUUUUCCACAUGCGGUUCUCAUUUGAUAGUAGUUGUGAUAUAUUAUGCAUCUGUAACAUUCAUAUAUGUUAGGCCUGUAGGAGAACAUUCCUUUCAGUUUGACAAGAUUGUGUCUGUGUUCUAUGCAGUGGUGACCCCAUUUUUUAACCCUAUAGUUUACAGUCUGAGAAAUAAAGAAUUCCAGGGCUUCUUUAACGGGGAGCUCGAGAGUUCUCAGGUGGGUCUUGAUCGUGAACUCAUUGAUAUGACACUUGGCGUCACCAUCUUGUGA
Spea bombifrons (plains spadefoot toad) is the source of this 945-nucleotide messenger RNA. RefSeq names its product olfactory receptor 6B1-like. Gene Ontology annotation, molecular function: G protein-coupled receptor activity; olfactory receptor activity. The record is from RefSeq and is a predicted model, not a curated record. Bases 1 to 945 code for a protein of 314 amino acids. Gene Ontology annotation, cellular component: membrane. NCBI's taxonomy places the organism in Eukaryota, Metazoa, Chordata, Amphibia, Anura, Pelobatidae. Gene Ontology annotation, biological process: G protein-coupled receptor signaling pathway. The transcript is spliced from 4 exons.